CCCCCGGAGGGUGGGGGGCGGCGAGGGGUGGGGUUCGGCCUGAGAAGCGAGAUCUGGGGAACAGGGGAAGUGCGGAAGUGUUACUUAAAGGUGAAAAUUGAUGAGGUCCCUUGCUUAACCAGGGGGACCCCCGCAACCCUCCCAAAAAACUGAGAAGUCCACGGAGCGAGUUGGAGUGGAGAAGCUGCACCCCCAGAUCUCUACUAAAGAAUUCGAUAGUGGAGACAGCUAGAGAUCAAAGAAAGGCCCCUUCUCUUCCAUCGAGCUUCCCCCUCCAACUGGGGAGUGAGGCCCAGGGUGCACCCCCACGCCACAAGACUGGGGAAAGGAGUGCAAUUGCGGAAGCCCAAGGUUCCGCGUUGCCUUUUAAACGCUCUCCAUCCCCCGCCUGGAGGCGUCCACGGCCCCUUUAAGGCGCAGGGCAUUGUGGGUGUGGGGAGUGGAAUUUUGGAACGAAAUGUAGCAAAGAGAGUACAGUAGUAAGAGUAACCGCGUAGGUGCUGCCGGCCGAGGGGGUGCGCCGGCGAGGUUCGGACGCUGCACCCCGCUUUCCAUCGCAGGGGAUCCCUGCACACCGGAGGGAGGAGGCGCCUGAGGACCCGCCCCGGCCCGGUCCACGUUCUCCCCAGGAAGCUGGACUCUAUGGGGCGGGACCCCGAGAGAGACUGAACAGAACCUGGAGUCAGCCCCGCACCCCUGCACUUCCAAUCAGGGGCGCCCCGGGAGCACUCCCCGUGGGCGCGCCGCCCGCCCUCCGCGCAGCCAUGAGCGAGACGGUCAUCUGUUCCAGCCGGGCUACUGUGAUGCUUUACGAUGACAGCAACAAGCGAUGGCUCCCUGCUGGCACCGGUCCCCAGGCCUUCAGCCGUGUCCAGAUCUACCACAACCCCACUGCUAACUCCUUCCGAGUUGUUGGCCGCAAGAUGCAGCCGGACCAGCAGGUGGUUAUCAACUGUGCCAUCAUUCGGGGUGUCAAGUACAAUCAGGCCACUCCCAUCUUCCAUCAGUGGCGAGAUGCCCGCCAGGUCUGGGGCCUCAACUUUGGCAGCAAGGAGGACGCGGCACAGUUUGCAGUCGGCAUGGCCAGUGCCCUAGAGGCUUUGGAAGGAGGUGGGCCUCCCCCGGCCCCAGCACCCCCUGCCUGGUCUGCCCAGAAUGGCCCCUCCCCAGAGGAGCUCGAACAACAGAAAAGGCAGCCCGAGCACAUGGAGCGCCGGGUGUCGAACGCAGGAGGUCCACCUGCUCCCCCAGCUGGGGGCCCUCCUCCACCUCCAGGACCUCCCCCUCCUCCGGGUCCACCCCCACCCCCAGGUCUGCCCCCUUCAGGGGUAUCUGGGCCAGGUCAUGGAGCAGGGGCAGCCCCACCCCCUGCACCCCCACUCCCUACAGCACAGGGCCCCAGUAGUGGGGGUUCCGGGGCCCCAGGCCUGGCUGCUGCCAUUGCUGGAGCCAAACUCAGGAAAGUGAGCAAGCAGGAGGAGGCCUCUGGGGGGCCCCUGGCCCCCAAAGCUGAGAACAGUCGAAGCACUGGUGGGGGGCUUAUGGAAGAGAUGAACGCCAUGCUGGCCCGGAGAAGGAAAGCCACACAGGUUGGGGAGAAGCCCCCCAAAGACGAGUCAGCCAGUGAGGAGCCAGAGGCCCGACUCCCUGCCCAAAGUGAACCUAUGCGAAGACCCUGGGAGAAGAACAGCACAACCUUGCCAAGGAUGAAGUCGUCUUCUUCUGUGACUACCUCCGAGGCCCACCCCUCUACGCCCAGCUCCAGUGAUGACUCCGACUUGGAGAGGGUGAAGCAGGAGCUUCUAGAAGAGGUGCGGAAGGAGCUGCAGAAAAUGAAAGAGGAAAUAAUCGAAGUCUUUGUCCAGGAGCUGAGGAAGCGGGGUUCUCCUUGACUACAGGGAUCCAGAAGACCCAUUUCUUCUUUCUGUACUUUUUGCCUGGCACCUGCUUUCCCUGCCUCGACUUGACCAAGAGUUAUACAAGAAUGCGUUUUCCCCUACCAGCUCCCACUUGGAAGAUUCCACAGGGGGUGUGGCUUCCUGGUGCCAUGGUCACACCCACGCUGGCUGCUGAUUGGAUAAGGAGGUCCCACCCCUUUGUUCCCUUUGGUCCUUCCCCUUCACCAUCCCCUUGGGGCUGGUUCCUCUGCUGGGGAUGUAAGAGUAACCCCACAGUAAGGGAAGGAAGGAGGGGAUCUCACCUUCUCUUGUUCUGGAUUCACUUUAACGCUUUAAUGCCUUGGAAUUUUUUUUUUUAAGAAAAAGUAUAUAUAUAUAUUUGGGUUUGGGGGGGAAGGGAAUUUUUUUUCUCUUUGGUUUUGAUAAAAUGGGGUGUGGGAGUUUUUAAAUGCUAUACCCCAGGCUUAUCCCAUCGGAGGCAGCUAUGUAAGAGGAGAGGUAUCCCACCACCCCUGGGACACCUCCCCCUUUGCCUUGGCUCCUCCCUCUUUUCUAUGAGGAAUUAAGAUUCUUUAACUUUUUUGGAACCUCAGUUUUGUGGUUUUUUUUAUUUGGGUUAGGAUUUCAGGGUCCAGACCAUUUUUGCCCUCCGGGAAGAUGAAGUGAGGGAAAGAAGAGGAAAAGUAGGUCCUCCGACUUCUCCACCAUAGCUUCUUGGAUACGGGCCCUCGCUGAAUAAAUCUGCAGUUUUUAUAAAUGCAAA
Mastomys coucha (southern multimammate mouse) is the source of this 2661-nucleotide messenger RNA. It is a transcript of the gene Vasp, whose product is annotated as vasodilator stimulated phosphoprotein. Lineage: Eukaryota; Metazoa; Chordata; Mammalia; Rodentia; Muridae. Gene Ontology annotation, molecular function: SH3 domain binding; profilin binding; actin binding. The record is from RefSeq and is a predicted model, not a curated record. Gene Ontology annotation, biological process: axon guidance; actin polymerization or depolymerization; neural tube closure. Gene Ontology annotation, cellular component: cytoskeleton. Bases 765 to 1892 code for a protein of 375 amino acids. The transcript has 13 exons.